AUGGAUUUCGUCUGGGGUUCCGUUUUCCGUCCCUUCGAAGAAAUUCCUUCUGCCAUCGAAGCUGCCGUUCUAUCCGAGCUUAAAGCGACACUGCCGCUAGAAAACCUAUCAUCAGAGGAGCUGACAUCAACCCUUAAGCAAUGCGAAGACGAACCGCAAAGCUUCGGUUAUUUCCCUGACUUGUGGGGAGAUUCGAAGCCGCACAUCCCAACCCAGGAGCAUUUGCUGCCAGCACUUACUGAUCAACCAAUGCAGAUGUGGAACGUGGAAAACACCGAUUUGAAGGUUGGAGUAAAACUGUUGGGCUACGCCGACGAGCUCAAUCUGUCGUCGCAGCCAGUGAAAAAACCUCGGUCCUCAAAGCUGAAGCGUUUCACCAGCCAAUGGAACUGCGAGCAGUGUGGAAAGGCCUUCAAGUCCAAAGGAGGACUCACUCAACACAACGAGAAGAUCCACUCCGGCCCAACACCACACAGAUGCGAUAUCUGCGGCAAGCGCUAUCGGGACUUCGACAGCAUGGAUCAGCAUCGGCAGCGGCAUCUGAUGAAGGAUAAGCCCUGUAAGUGCAGCGAGUGCCCGAAGCAGUUCAUCCGAGAAUCGGAUCUCCGGCGACAUAUGGGGCUGCAUCACGGCGUCAGUCCACAUCGAUGCGACAUUUGUGGGAAGGCGUUCGACCGGGCUGACCAUUUAACGAAACACAAGUGGAGCCAUGAGAACGGGACCGUGAAGAAGCCUAAAGUUUAAAGCUGUAGUAGUAACGGGCUAGUUUUGAAGCAUGUAUUUUUUGUAAAUAAAACUGAUUUUGUAGCAUGAACUUCACGUAUUAUUCUUUCAGGGUUCUUUCUAGAUGCAGACAUGAGUUUUCGUCUACUUUGGUUAACUUCUUCUUCUUCUGUGUGCCUCUCUUCAACUUAGUGUUCUUUGAGCACUUCCACAGUUAUUAAUUGGAGGGCUUUCUUUGCAUGAAUUUUGUACCUUCUUGAGGCAAGCACAAUGGUACACUAUGCCCAGAGAGUCGAGAAAAUUUUCCCGACCGGAACGGGAAUCGAACCCGCCGUCUCCGGAUUGGCGAUCCAUAGCCUUAACCACUAGGCUAACUGGCGACCCGUUAUCUGCGCCGGUGAUCCGGUUCGAUUUGCAAGCAGCAACGAGAAAGGCGCACUUCCGAACCGCCGUGCGCAUUUGGUGGUAGCGGCACAAUACUAAGAAUGAGCCAUUUUACGAAGUGACAACAAUGUUGAUGAUGAUAUUGAUUUUCACGGGUUAGGACGCUACCUCCUGUCAAAAUUUCAUUCAUAAAAUCGGCUCGUAAAAUGGACUACAGCAUUCUUGUGGAGCCUCGUAGUCGUGCGGUUAGGGUCACCAGGCUUAUAAUCGCACCAUGCUAUGGGGUGAGGGUUCGAUUCCCGCUUCGGGCGUUGAAACUUUCCGUGAGA
Messenger RNA from Aedes albopictus (Asian tiger mosquito), 1436 nucleotides. RefSeq names its product zinc finger protein 184-like. NCBI's taxonomy places the organism in Eukaryota, Metazoa, Arthropoda, Insecta, Diptera, Culicidae. The record is from RefSeq and is a predicted model, not a curated record. The transcript has a single exon. Gene Ontology annotation, molecular function: DNA-binding transcription factor activity; RNA polymerase II cis-regulatory region sequence-specific DNA binding. The coding region runs from base 1 to 744 and encodes 247 amino acids. Gene Ontology annotation, biological process: regulation of transcription by RNA polymerase II.